UCCCAGCAGGGCCCGGCUGAGGGCACAGCGCACGCAGCCGACACGUCCGCCUCCGGAGCCGGCCUCUCACCAACUGUCAUGGCCGCUGAUGACAAUAACAAUCAUCACUCUCCUCACAGCGGCUCCCAGUCCCGCCCCUUUCCCUUCUAACCACGCCCACAACUCCGCCGCCCACGACCGCCAGGGCCAAUCAGAAGGCCGCGCACGUGACGAGCGCUCCAUGCGAUGACCUCAUCUCUGGUGUGGGAUGACGUCAAAUUCAAGAUGGAUGGAAUCACGGCGGCAGGAGAGCGCCGAUGACAUUUUGCGCACUGGAGGGUCGGGAACCGUUGCGGACAGCCAUUCCCGGAGCCGCGGAGUAACGGUCGGUUUUGACAAUGGAUGGGAUCCUACAUUAUAUAAAUCCGGCUCAUGCAAUCUCUUUGCUGAGCGCAUUAAACGAAGAGCGUCUGAAAGGUCAACUCUGCGAUGUUCUUCUGAUUGUCGGGGACCAGAAAUUUAGAGCACAUAAAAAUGUACUUGCCGCGAGCAGUGAAUAUUUCCACAGCCUCUUCAUGGACAAAAACAACGAGUCCCAAAAUGUCUUUCAGCUGGACUUCUGCGAAGCUGAUGCAUUUGACAACGUCUUGAACUACAUUUACUCUUCCUCAUUGUUUGCCGAGAAGGGAAGCCUCGCAGCUGUGCAAGAACUAGGCUAUAGCCUGGGUAUCAGCUUUCUGACAAACAUCCUUUCCAAAACCCCUCAAGCACCAUUUUCUUCAUGUAAGAAGCCGGGAUACCACGAAGACAACGACAAUGGAUCACAGAAAAGAAGUGUCAUAGUCUGUCAAAAGGAGGCUCCGAGCAGAGACCUUGGUCAUUUACACAAUGACAAAAGCCAUCCGUCAAGGCUAUCUUCUUCUACUGGUAGAACAAGCUCGGGUAGACAUCACAUGCGGACAUCUGAUUCACUUUCCAGCUUCUUGGCUUCUGAACGGAAGUGGCACGGGGCCUCUAACUCAAUUGAGCAAAGCGGUUGGUCGAAAAGAAAAGCCUUUUCGCAUCAAACUACAUUUGAAGAUGAUGACGAUGGUAACGAAGACCACCCCUCCGCUUCCAGCUUGUCAAGGGGAGGUGUGUCGGAGUUGUUCAGCAAAAAAACGGUGCUACCCUCUCCCAGUCCAACAGAGUCUUCUUUUACAUUGCCAAAAACCGAAAGGGAGAGCCCACAAAUUAAAGAGGAAGACGAUGAUGACAUGACCUAUUAUCAAGGCGUUUCAGCUGCUCCUGCCAACACAUCGAGCCAACAGAUCGAUCGCAGCGGCCCUCUUGUUAAAAGUCUUCUAAGAAGAUCACUCUCCAUGGAUAGUCCGGUUCCUGCUUACUCACAAGCUGCCGAUUUUCAUUCCAGUCAUGAGACGACCUUUCUUAAAACGAGCACGAAGGAGCAAGUGCCCAGCGGAAUGUCUCGUAGGAACAUACUGAAAGCCAGAGUCAAAGAAAAAGCGGCAGAACUUAUGAGACCCAUUGCAACAUACACGACAGCUACCGAUACCUAUCUUGAGGAUGAGGUCCGCAUCAAGACUGAACCUAGUAGCCCUGCUUCCGAACCUUCAGAGAUCUUUCAAGUAACUAUAGGGGAUCAAGCACAAAGUAGGACUGUCAGUCCACAGGAGGAGGCCCCUGUAAUCAAGGUUAAUAAAAGAAAGUUUCCAGCUGAUAAGAGGCUCCUGCCUAAAAGAAUAAAAAUGAAAGAGAGUCUACCAGAGCCAGAAGGUGCCAGAGCUGCGGAUCAUUUCUCAGAUUCUGACGAUAGCCACGAAAUGAGCAUUGCGUUACCAGAAAUGCACCAAGACAAAAAAUUCAAAUGUAAACAUUGCCUUAAGAUUUUCCGAUCAACCGCUGGGCUUAAUCGUCACAUGAACAUGUACCACAACCCGGAGAAACCGUACUCUUGCGACAUCUGCUUCAAAAGGUUCCACACGAACUUUAAAGUGUGGACACACUGUCAGACGCAGCACGGGAUCGUGAAGAACCCGUCGCCCGCGUCGAGCACACAAGCUGUUUUAGAUGAAAAAUUCCAAAGGAAGUUAAUAGACAUUGUUAGAGAAAGGGAAAUCAAAAAAGCACUUAUCUACAAACUGAGAAGGGGCAAAGCGGGCUUUCCCGGAUCGGCAAGUAGCCAAGCACAAGCCCUGAAACGAAACUUCAGAUCAAGAACUAAAUCUGCUUACACCUGCAACUAUUGCGGGAAGUCUUACCGGUUUCUAUCCCAGUUUAAGCAGCAUUGCAAAAUGCAUCCAGGGGAGAAGUAUCAGUAUGGCAGCAAACACCUUAGGCCUAAAGCGCCAUCGCCUCCAAAGAGUCCUGAUGAUAGUAAGGAGAUAUUUCGAUGUAGGCACUGCAGAUUAAAGUUGUCAUCAUUUAUCGAGCAGGGAAACCAUGAGCACCUGUGUCGAAACGCAACUCUCUGUCCAUACUGUAGCCUUCGAUUUGCUACUCCAGAACAUAAAAUUGAACAUGACACAAAGUGUGAGUACAAGAAGCUUACAUGUCUGGAGUGCAUGAGGACAUUUAAAUCUUCUUUCAGUAUUUGGCGUCACCAAGUGGAAGUUCACAACCAAAACACGAUGGCCCCUACAGAAAAUUUUUCGUUACCUAUGCUUGACCACAAUGGGGACAUCAACAAUACACCAAGGCUGCAGCCGGUAUCUGAACCUAGUAAGGGGAACAGCUUUCUGACAUCAAAGGAUGACGGUGUAUACAGUGACUCUUCAGAACAUAUGAACUUCGAUUCAGAGGACUCCAACUGUCUCCCCGAAGAUCUUAGCGUUUCUAAGCAAUUUGAAGUUCAGAUCAAGGAAGAACCUAUAGAUGAAAUGGAAGAUGGCUCCGAAGCUCUCUAUGGCCACAAAGAAGACACGCCCAGCCCUGAACGUGGGGUCUGGUCGUGCGAAAAAUGCGGCAAAAUGUUUACAGUUCACAAGCAGCUGGAGCGUCAUCAGGAACUAUUGUGUUCAGUCAAACCUUUCAUCUGUCACGUAUGCAACAAAGCGUUCCGAACAAAUUUUCGGCUUUGGAGUCACUUUCAGUCGCAUAUGGCACAGGGAGAAGAGUCUUCUUUCAAAGAACCAGAAGGUGCUGCUCCCGUGAGCUCCCCAUCCCCAUCGCCUCCACCACCACCGCCACCACCACCACCUCCUCCACCACCACCCCCAGCAACGCUUCCACCUCCUCCUCCACUGAAAAUGCAACCCAUAGAAGUAGAAAGACGCAAAGCCGUUCCAGAGAAGUCUAGUUCUACUGAAAAGAUGUUUGCCCCCCAAGAAUCGGAUACUCUUUUCUACCAUGCCCCACCUCUGUCGGCCAUUACAUUUAAGCGACAGUUCAUGUGUAAACUGUGUCACCGGACCUUUAAAACCGCCUUCAGUUUAUGGAGUCACGAGCAGACACACAACUGAAUCUAUGGUGCUAGACUAAAGUAAUGCAUACAUGUUUGGGGGUGGGGAGGGCUAACCAUUCCUGGCCAAAAUAAGACUCUAGGUAUCAGUCACUAUUAUUAGUGCUCCUAAAGGACUUUAAACUGUGACCCCGUAACAUGGCUUGAAGUCCAUCAAUAAACCUUUGAUCCCCAUUUGACUUGGAUACCCUUUCCCAUCUGCAUGUAAUCCACCGCAGACCACGAUUUCGACGUUGUGGGAGCAUCUCCUUGGAUCUGUAACAAGACUGAAUCUUUCGAUGAACUGGUUUGUGGACUAUGACCCAGUCUAUCCUUUAGCAAUAAUGAAUACGAGAACCUCAAGUUCAGACGGGACGAGCUUCGUAAGAAGAGGCAGCAGGUUGAUGUUGUGCUACGUAGGUUAGCAGUGAUAGAUCGUAGCUUAGCGUGGCUGAACCUUAGACCAUUGUAACUGACCAAUACAAUGAUGGCGCUUCUUUUGUAGUCGGCCUUUGUGAUCAAGAAACAAAGGUUUUUCUUUUACUGUAAUUUCUUUGUAUGAGAAGACCUCUGCAUUUGACAGCGCUGGUUUUUAUUUUGUUUCCGUAGCUGAAAUGCCACUUUUGGCAGGAGUUUCAUGGUUUUUCUUUUCAGACAUAAGUCGCCUUUUGUAGUUUUCUCCGUAGCACAAUCUACAGUUCCUAACCCAGGACUUCUCACUGUUCUAUGAUCAGGUCCAAUAUCUUACCAUGUGUGUGCGGUUUACUGCUUUUUGUUCAGUGGAAGAAGUUUCAGAACUGGAAAUCUCUGUAAAGUGAGUUGUCGAAAACAAAAUACACCAAGCACAACUUAAAGUUUCUCUCUCUCUCUCCGACUUUAACUGGGUUCGGGUAAAUUGUAUACAUAUUUCUUCAGAAGGUCGGAAGUGGGAUGGUUGUGUGAAAAGUAAGAGGCCACAAAUGUAUUUGUUCUAAGAGUCGUACGUGAAAUUCAGAAGUCGAAAACCUUCCAGUUUAGAUACAGAUGAAAAAAAAAACACGGACCCUUAUUGCAAAAUUACAUCCCAGUUGUGCAAGUAAGUGCAGUGCAGUGCAGUUUGGUCACCUGAAACCAUCUACUGCCACCUAUAUUGUGUCCUAAAAUCACAACAGACUGGCUCAUGCACACGACUGUGUGGUUUUGGC
Bufo bufo (common toad) is the source of this 4602-nucleotide messenger RNA. RefSeq names its product zinc finger and BTB domain containing 21 (gene ZBTB21). The record is from RefSeq and is a predicted model, not a curated record. NCBI's taxonomy places the organism in Eukaryota, Metazoa, Chordata, Amphibia, Anura, Bufonidae. Gene Ontology annotation, cellular component: nucleus. Gene Ontology annotation, biological process: regulation of transcription by RNA polymerase II. Bases 378 to 3440 code for a protein of 1020 amino acids. Gene Ontology annotation, molecular function: DNA-binding transcription factor activity, RNA polymerase II-specific; protein binding; RNA polymerase II cis-regulatory region sequence-specific DNA binding. The transcript is spliced from 2 exons.